AUGUUUAUAAAAAACUCUGUGGCAUUUUUUGGCCUGUUAAGGGUGUCAGAGUAUGUUUGCCCCACCACGUCUACUUUUGAUACAGAAACUCACCUCACACCUGCUGACAUAUCCUUUUCCACGUGUGGUUCAAAUGCUGUAAUUAACCUCAAGUCCUCUAAAACAGAUCCGUUUAGGCUAGGGUGCAAGAUUCGCUUAGCAAAAAUUGGAGGCUCUCUUUGUCCUUACAAAGCCAUUCAAAAUUACCUAGCAUUCAGAGGAACCAAACUAGGGCCCUGGUUCACGUUUAGUGACGGAAAGUUUGUUACCCGGAAGUUUGUUUCUUCAUUUCUUACAAUAAGCUUGCCUAACAAUAUUAACAUUAACACGCAUAGUUUUCGCAUUGGUGGUGCUUCGGCUGCAGCUUCCUGCGGGAUACCCGAUUCCGCUAUUAAGAUUAUUGGACGCUGGAGUAGUGAUUGCUACGGAAGGUAUAUUCACCUGUCAGACAACGCUUUGAAAGAAUGGUCUACUCGCAUAGCAGAGUUAAAUGGACUGACAAAAAUCUGGGACAUUAAGUCUUAUGUAGCUAAUGUCGUACUUAUAGAAGACUACAUAUUAGUCAACUCUUGGUUUUUCAAUUUGGGGAAAUUUGGGGGUGCUGGGCUUCCUUCGUCAGCCGGUUUAGGUGCAGAUUUCUAUUUUGUCGACAGUGAUAGAGUUAAUUAA
Hydractinia symbiolongicarpus is the source of this 708-nucleotide messenger RNA. RefSeq lists its product as uncharacterized. Bases 1 to 708 code for a protein of 235 amino acids. The transcript is spliced from 2 exons. NCBI's taxonomy places the organism in Eukaryota, Metazoa, Cnidaria, Hydrozoa, Anthoathecata, Hydractiniidae. The record is from RefSeq and is a predicted model, not a curated record. Gene Ontology annotation, molecular function: DNA binding. Gene Ontology annotation, biological process: DNA recombination; DNA integration.